AUCACGGACAGCGCUCAACUUGACGGCCAUGUCGCUGAAUCCGGCAGAGGUCAGCGCGCCCGGUGCUGCGCUGGCGAAUCCGUCGAACGUCUUUGGCACGACCGACAUCUUCGGCGAUGGCGACGUCUCAGAGCUGUCCUCAGUAGCAGAUACAGACGAUGAGGAGCCUACCGCAGGUCUCUCGAGGCUCGUGCCUGCCAAGCGUUCAGCUUCUGCCUCUGCUUCAGCUGCAGCAGACUCGGAGGAUGAUCCCGACUUAGCUGGCGGCUUCGUCUCGGAGUCGUCGUCUGAUAGCGAGGCAGAAGGUCAGGCAGAUGAGUACAUGGAGGACGGAGCGGCGAAGGCCAAAAAAGCGCCCAAAGUGAAGAAGGCCAAGAAAGUCAAGCUUAAUCCUGAUGGGACGCCAAGACUGCCCUCGUUCAAGAAGAAGAGAGGCGAGGCUCGCAGCGGCUCGGUUGGCACGCCUGAGAGCAGGGAGCGCUCAGGUUCGCUGCCUGGACCAGCUACAGCCAAGCCAAAGAAGAAGCGAAAGUCAAAGAAAGCGACAGAGGUCGUGGUAGAGGACGAGAUGCCCCUGACCGACGAGCAACGACGACAACGAGAGAUUCAGGAACGUUUGGAUGCAAUCAUCAAGGCAGGCAGCAAGAAGAUCACCAAUAAACGCAGAGCAAAGGACGACGAGGAUCUCGACGAGGAAGGCGGCGAGCUCGUGCUCAAUCUACGUCAAGACAUGCUCCUCGCCGCACAGCAAGAUGCCGACGACAACAUUGCCGGUCGAAUUGCCUCUGCUCGUCUAGCCAUGCUGCCCCGCGUCACGCAGACCUACGCAAAGAACGCUCUUUCGAUCCUGGUGAAGACUUAUCUCGAGGCAGCAUUCUUCGAUGCCAAUCUCUACGCCUUCACAAAGUGGCUCGAGCCAUUGCCGGGCGACAAAUCAUUGCCCACCCUCAACGUCAUGCGGGCCCUCUUCGACAUCAUCUGGCGGCUGCCCAUCGAGACUGAACACCUGAAAGAAUCGGAGCUGGGCAAGAUCGUCCUGUUCUACUCCAAGUGCCCUCGCGUGCCGCUCGACGUGCGGAGGAAAGCGCAAAAGCUGGUCAACAGAUGGAUGAGGCCCAUCAUUCGCUCGUCUGCUCAACUACAUCGCAAUGUCGAGGCUGCGCAACAAGCUAGACCAAUCAAAUUGGCAUCACAGAAAGUUCGAAAAGGGCGAGUACCCACAGAGUUCGACUCAUUCUACAGCAUUGCUCCUCAGACUGCACCGGAUGUGAGAGCACGCCAGGACGCCGGAUCAAAAUCUACUGGAGCAAAAUACCGUGAUAUCAAACGCAAGAUUGCAGCCAACAAGGCCGAAUUGCGUCGUGGCUGAGCUGACUAGGAC
Messenger RNA from Mixia osmundae IAM 14324, 1381 nucleotides. RefSeq lists its product as uncharacterized. Gene Ontology annotation, cellular component: nucleus. Gene Ontology annotation, biological process: poly(A)+ mRNA export from nucleus. Bases 29 to 1369 code for a protein of 446 amino acids. The record is from RefSeq and is a predicted model, not a curated record. NCBI's taxonomy places the organism in Eukaryota, Fungi, Basidiomycota, Mixiomycetes, Mixiales, Mixiaceae. The transcript has 5 exons.